Messenger RNA from Hevea brasiliensis (rubber tree), 534 nucleotides. RefSeq lists its product as uncharacterized. Gene Ontology annotation, cellular component: nucleus; 90S preribosome. Bases 1 to 534 code for a protein of 177 amino acids. The transcript is spliced from 2 exons. NCBI's taxonomy places the organism in Eukaryota, Viridiplantae, Streptophyta, Magnoliopsida, Malpighiales, Euphorbiaceae. The record is from RefSeq and is a predicted model, not a curated record.
AUGGUGAGCCGGAAACAAGAAAAACCCUCAAAGACCAACUCCUCCCUGAAAACCCCUAAAACCCACACCAAGUUCAAAAAUAAAAAGAACCAGCCGCCCAGCAUCAAGGCCGAGAAGAAGAAGAAGAAAGACAAGAAGAAGAGCAGCAGCAACAGUGAGGUAACUGUAACACCGGCUUCGGCGUCACAGUAUCGUAGUUUCUUUCUAAAUGCGUUUCAAUCGGCCAAUGCCCUUCAGCUUUCUUCUAUCGAGCUCGAAUCAAUUAAAGAGACGAGCUUUCUGGAGUCAUCUCAAGAACUGGGUCAAGAAGUCGAGGACUUGGGGAAACAUGUGAAGGCUGCUUUUGGACCCUCAUGGAAACAAGUGCUCUGUGAAAGGCAGCUUGUGGACGGGAAGAUAGAACCAGGGAGUCCGGCUGUUCUUAUUAUUAGUACAUCGGCUUUGAGAUCUAUUGAACUUCUGAGGUCUAAACAUUGUCCUUGUAAUGGAGUACACUUGCUUUUCUUCAUUUUCUAUACGACUGUUAAAGAGUAA